Molecule: messenger RNA, 2037 nt
Organism: Rattus norvegicus (Norway rat)
Lineage: Eukaryota; Metazoa; Chordata; Mammalia; Rodentia; Muridae
Gene: Snx2
Product: sorting nexin 2
Exons: 15
Coding region: 37-1596 (519 amino acids)
Biological process (GO): intracellular protein transport
Cellular component (GO): cytosol; membrane; early endosome membrane
Molecular function (GO): phosphatidylinositol binding
Source: RefSeq, marked validated
GAGGCCCGGCUCUUGCAGACGUCCAGGCUAGCGAAGAUGGCGGCUGAGAGGGAACCUCCUCCGCUGGGAGACGUGAAGCCCACCGACUUUGAGGAGCUGGAGGACGGAGAGGACCUGUUCACCAGCACUGUCUCCACACUUGAGUCAAGUCCAUCAUCUCCUGAACCAGCCAGUCUUCCUGCAGAAGAUAUUAGUGCAAACUCUAACGGCUCCAGACCUGUAGAAGUCACACUAGACGAUGACAGAGAAGAUCUUUUCGCAGAAGCCACAGAAGAGGUGUCUCUGGACAGUCCAGAAAGAGAGCCUAUCAUGUCCUCCGAGCCAUCUCCUGCAGUCACUCCUAUCACUCCCACCACACUCAUUGCUCCUAGAAUUGAAUCAAAGAGUAUUUCUGCUCCAGUCAUCUUUGACAGAUCCAGGGAAGAGAUUGAAGAAGAAGCAAAUGGAGAUAUUUUUGAUAUAGAAAUUGGUGUGUCAGAUCCGGAAAAAGUUGGUGAUGGCAUGAAUGCUUACAUGGCAUAUAGAGUAACAACCAAGACUUCUCUUUCCAUGUUCAGUAAGAGUGAAUUUUCAGUCAAAAGAAGAUUCAGUGACUUUCUUGGUUUGCAUAGCAAAUUAGCAAGCAAAUAUUUACAUGUUGGUUACAUUGUGCCACCAGCUCCAGAAAAGAGCAUAGUAGGUAUGACCAAGGUCAAAGUAGGUAAAGAAGACUCAUCGUCCACUGAGUUUGUAGAAAAACGAAGAGCAGCACUGGAGAGGUAUCUUCAAAGAACAGUAAAGCAUCCAACAUUGCUUCAGGAUCCUGACUUAAGGCAGUUCUUGGAAAGCUCAGAGCUGCCGAGAGCAGUUAAUACACAGGCUCUGAGUGGAGCAGGAAUAUUGAGGAUGGUGAACAAGGCUGCCGACGCUGUCAACAAAAUGACAAUCAAGAUGAAUGAAUCGGAUGCAUGGUUUGAAGAAAAGCAACAGCAAUUUGAGAAUCUUGACCAGCAACUUCGGAAACUUCAUGCCAGUGUCGAAGCCUUGGUCUGUCAUAGAAAAGAACUUUCAGCCAACACAGCUGCCUUUGCUAAGAGUGCUGCCAUGCUAGGUAAUUCUGAGGACCAUACUGCUCUCUCUAGAGCUUUGUCUCAGCUCGCAGAGGUUGAGGAGAAGAUAGACCAGUUACAUCAAGAGCAAGCGUUUGCUGACUUUUACAUGUUCUCAGAACUUCUUAGUGACUACAUUCGUCUCAUUGCUGCAGUGAAAGGUGUGUUUGACCAUCGGAUGAAAUGCUGGCAGAAAUGGGAAGAUGCUCAAAUUACUUUGCUCAAAAAACGUGAAACUGAGGCAAAAAUGAUGGUCGCUAACAAACCAGAUAAAAUUCAACAAGCUAAAAAUGAAAUAAGAGAGUGGGAGGCAAAAGUACAACAAGGAGAGAGAGAUUUUGAGCAGAUCUCUAAAACAAUUCGAAAAGAAGUGGGAAGAUUUGAGAAAGAACGAGUGAAAGAUUUUAAAGCUGUUAUCAUCAAGUACUUGGAAUCAUUAGUACAAACACAGCAACAGCUGAUAAAGUACUGGGAGGCAUUCCUACCUGAAGCCAAAGCCAUUGCCUAGCGUUAUCCCCGUUAAGGAGACAUUGGAUUCCUCAGUGAGAUCAUCUAAAAAACAUCUAAAUAAACCACUAUAUAUUUUAUGAAUUACAUGUGGGUUUUUUAUAUAUAAAAACAUAUGCGCUGACAUUUUAUUACAAGCUGCAUGUCCUGACCUUCUUGGAAUUAAGUGGACUGUGGCAUGACAUUCUGCAAUAUUUUGCUGAAUUGAACACUAUUGUGUCUUAAAUACUUGCACUAAAAGGUGCAUUGCAAGGCCAGAAAAUUUUACAAUCUUUUUUCUUUAUGUUCUGUAGUGUGUUUACCCUCAUUAUGAAACAAAUUAGCAAUGCAUUGAUUAAUGUUCACUUAUACAUUCCUGUACAGAAAUUAUGAUUUUUGUGAUUAUAGUAAUAAAAUGAUAUUACUUGUGAAAUAUUAGUAAUAAAUUAUUUGAGUAUAUAAA